AUGCUUUGCGGCGAGCUGAACGCCAACCUUAAAUGCCGUUAUUGUCUCUAUUGUCCAUUCACAGGAGUUUCCUCGCAACCGGAUGUCUUUGACCCCAUCACGGAUGAGGAAACUUUCGACACAGGAGUCAUUAUUAAAAAAAGUUUAAGCGACGAUGUCAUUCGGAGAGACAUGUUGGAUAUUAAGGAGGAACAAUUUUAUCAUGGAGAUGAAAGUUGCAAGAAAUUCUCUAAAAAGAGUAAUAUUUCCCUUUCAUCUGAGAGUUCACACAAAAGAAAACCAAUACAGCUGGGACAUUGCAGUUAUGCCUUCUCACAAAAAAGUAAUCUAGUGAGACGUAUGAGAGUUCAUAAAAAGAAGAAUCCAUAUAACUGUGAGAUUUUCAACAAAGGAAUAUCUGAGAAAGGUCAUCUUAUAAAGCAUAUGAGAGUUCAUACAAAAGAGAAGUCAUACAACUGGAUAUUUGCAACAAGACCUUCUCACGGAAGCUCAUAUAGUGAGCCAUAUGAAGUAACAUACAAAGGGGAAGCCAUAUAA
Messenger RNA from Penaeus monodon (black tiger shrimp), 537 nucleotides. RefSeq names its product zinc finger protein 271-like. Bases 1 to 537 code for a protein of 178 amino acids. Gene Ontology annotation, molecular function: RNA polymerase II cis-regulatory region sequence-specific DNA binding; DNA-binding transcription factor activity, RNA polymerase II-specific. The record is from RefSeq and is a predicted model, not a curated record. Lineage: Eukaryota; Metazoa; Arthropoda; Malacostraca; Decapoda; Penaeidae. The transcript has 3 exons. Gene Ontology annotation, biological process: regulation of transcription by RNA polymerase II.